GGCCGCCGGUGCCGCUCGUCCCUCGGUGGAGCCGAGACCCCGUCCCGCUGCUGCACGUCCCGAGAGGAGCCCCUGCCCGUCCUGUCCCGUCCCGCUGUCCCCGCGCCUGGGAACCUCCAGGCUUAAGUAGCCAAAGAUGAGUCGUGGAUUGUCAGAAAAUAAUAACUUCCCCUAUGACAACAACCAAAUGGUUUUGGACAUGAUCCUGUGUUCCCUAAUCGGCGUUCCUCAGCCCAUCAACUGGGACAGUGUGGCAAGGCUGGUUCCAGGAUACACAUCCAAAGAAUGUGCAAAAAGGUUUGAUGAACUAAAAAGCAGUGGAAGUUCACCUGUUGACAACCAAUAUAAUCCCCUGAUGGCUGCUGGUGGGAGUCCUGUGGAAACUUUAGCUACGUACAUCAAAUCCUCCUUGCUCGAUACACAGACAGAGUUGGAGGAGCCUGCUAUUGGGCAGGAUUCCAUUACUAUAACUGGAAGGCCCAGUGCAGCCUCCACAAGGAGUUGUUCUUCAGAAUCUGAGAAAGGUCCUGUACAUAACAGUGGAGAGAGCACUGAUGAAACCCAGGGGCCAAAUAUGGUGAUCCAUGUGUGUGAUGAAGCCAAAAACCUCAAAGAAGAUUUUGUGUGUCCCAGAGACCUUUUGGUUUCAGAGAUGAAAUACUUUGCUGAGUACCUGUCAGUGGAUGCCCAGCGCUGGGAGGAGGUGGACAUCUCUGUGCACUGUGAUGUUCACAUCUUUGACUGGCUGAUAAGAUAUGUCAAAAGGAACUCCAAAGAGUCUGAGGCUAAUGAAAUGCCCACUUUAGAACCAUCAAAUGUCAUCUCAAUCCUUAUUUCUUCUGAGUUUUUGAAGAUGGAUUCAUUAGUAGAGAAAUGUAUUCAUUAUUGUCACAAAAAUAUGAAUGCUAUUGUAGCCACACCGUGUAACAUGAACUGUAUCAAUGCUAAUCUUGUUACACACAUUGCUGAUCUCUUCAGGCACAAUGAGUUGGAAGAGCUGAAGGACAAAAGAGACAAAUUUAAGAGUAAACUUUUCUGCAAGAAGAUUGAGAGACUGUUUGAUCCAGAUUAUGAAAAUCCAGAUUCUAGAGGAAAUGCAGCAACUUUAUACAGGUGUUGUUUAUGUAAAAAGCUGCUAACCAAAGAAACUGAAAGGAGAAUUCCUUGUGUACCAGGAAAAAUCAACAUAGACCAACACGGGAAUAUUGUCUAUGUUCAUAUAAGAGACAAAACGUGGGAAGUGCAUGAGUAUUUAAUUGGCCUUCACGAGGAGCUGAAAUCCUGGCGGGAUGUUUAUUGGCGUCUUUGGGGGACUGUCAACUGGCUGACCUGCUCAAGAUGUAACCAGCCUUUCCUGUGCACUGAGUUCUCCCACUGCCAGUACCACUCGCAGCCAGUUCUUUAUCCAGGUGUAGCAAGUGCUCUGGGCUCCACUGGCACAGGAGUGUAUCCCUGCUGUAACCAAAAAGUUCUUCGCUUUGACCCUACAACCCUCCCAAAGGGCUGCAAAGUGAGGGAUCAUGUGGUGGAGUUUCCUCCAAAAAGUGAAGAUGGGGAUGCUUUGCCAUCUCAAAGUGAAGAGGAGGAUACUUUGCAAUCUCAAACUGCUCAGAUCUUGAAUGAUCUGCUGUGUCAUAGAGAUGUUGUAGUUGUUCCUUUCACCAAGGAUGAGAAUAGUGAUUCUGGUAUUGGGCUCGGUGAUGACAAAGGCCUUGAAUGUGAUGUGCUUGUAGAACCAAACACACCAUGGGGCCCCAAAACUGGAGAAAUCAAUGCUUUUUUGUCUCUGAAGAACUGGACUUUGCAGCUGAAACAGCAAUCCCUGUUGUCUGAAGAGGAGGAGUACACCACGGGCUCAGAGGUCACUGAGGAUGAAGUGGGGGAUGAAGAAGAAGUGUGCAAGAAACCAGCAGGGAGAAAGGAGAAAUUAAAGAAAUCCUACAGGCACCCAAAGAAAGUGGUUUCUUCACCUGGUGUUCAGAAAAAGGAGAAGCCAUCUGAUAAGUCAACUUCCCGAGAUGCUUCUCCGUUCAUAGUGAGCAUGCAGCAGAACAAAUGGGAUGCCUCCAGGUCCCUGAGAUUCAACCAAGAUGCUCAAAGAGAAGAUGAUCAGAGAAGAAUGUCUGAGAUUACAGGGCACUUAAUAAAAAUGAGACUGGGAGACCUUGAUCGAGUCAAGUCCAAAGACAGCAAAGAAUAUGCAGGAGGCAUUUAUUCUAGACUUGAAGCUCAGAUAAAAGCCUCAGCACAGGUCAGUGCACGACAAAGCAAUGCUGAGAAGAAUCCCAGGUCAAAAGCCCGUUUUGGUCAAAGCCGUCCAACAUAAGGAGUCAUGGAUACAUUUUAACCAGAGCUCAUUUCUGCUUCCUGAAACUGCACUGCACUCUGACAUCUGGAGAAUGCACAUCUCUGAAAGCUUUUCAGUGACUUAUUUAUUACUUUAAGCCUUGUAAAUUAUUUUGUGCUAUAAAUGAA
Molecule: messenger RNA, 2475 nt
Organism: Ficedula albicollis (Collared flycatcher)
Lineage: Eukaryota; Metazoa; Chordata; Aves; Passeriformes; Muscicapidae
Gene: SANBR
Product: KIAA1841 ortholog
Exons: 21
Coding region: 137-2326 (729 amino acids)
Source: RefSeq, a predicted model, not a curated record